CAUGAGUUUGCGCAAGUCUCCCAUACUUAGUAGUCAUACAUUGCGAGGAAGACAGUCAGCAAGUCCUUCAUGAUAAUAAGUUAUCCUCCAACCGCUUACAGGAGAACUUCAAGUUGAUCCCAGUGAGUCUCCCAGGUCGACUCAACAGGGUGUUGAGGAGGUGUUUUACGUCAGGGAUCAAUACUAGUACUCAUCUGUGACAUGGGCAUACACGAGGGUACCUCGCAGCUGAAGCACUGACCCAUGGCUUGCCCUCUCCACGUUUAUGGUAUCACCGUCGAUUCCAGCAAGUCGAAACCCACGGCGCUUUCUCAAAGGGAUACAUUCUCCUUACAUUUGCGGUGCAAGGCGUGGCUUGGGAUGAAGGCCGAGUAUCAAGACAUUCCUUUCAACCCAGACGACAUGUUUCGCGCGUGUCAUGCAAGACAAGGAUACAACAAAAUUCAUAAGAAAAUCAGUAUCUUCGUCGACCUUUCUAGGAAUACAGUAAUCGAACAGACUGAGCAGUCUACCUCUUCCGCUAGAGACCUUGAGCUCCGACCUACAACUUCUGAAAUAUUUCAGAAGUGUCCUCGGUUCCGAAUUCUGGUGAUAGGAAAGUCUGGCAUUGGCAAGUCAUCACUGAUCAACCACAUAUUCAAAGUGAAAAAAACGAUCGUCGCCCAUGAAAAGCCAGGCGAGGCCAGCAUCGACCAUGAGUUCAUCUCGCCUGAGAAUGAGAGGCUUGUUCUCCACGAUAGCAAGGGUUUCGAACCAGGGGAAGAAGACAACCUCAAAAUAGUCCAAGAUUUUAUCGAACGUCGGAGGAAGAUGCCUGCUAUGGAACAUCAGUUGCACGCUGUUUGGCUUUGCUUUGAGAUACCCUGUGCAAGCGGACGUUUGCUAGAGACGGGAACGGAGGAUUUCCUGAAAUCGAAACAUAGUGGAAUGCUGGGAAACGUUCCCGUCAUCGCCAUUCUUACUAAAUACGAUAUGCUCAUCGAUCGGGUGGAGCGAAAUUUAGAUGAAGCCUCUCUUGAUGGAUUGGACGACGAAGCCAUCAAGGAACUCGCCAAGCAACAAGCUGAUGCCGAGGUUCAGGACAGCUGCAUUGGACCUCUAAAGCAAUUUGCAGGGGCUGGUAUUCCCCACGCUACGACCUCUACCAAAGAAGACUAUAAGGAGACUCUCAACCGCCUGAUCAAGAUAACUGAAAGCUGUGUUGGUCAGCAUUCUACGCCCGAGGCCGCGGUGAUGACCUCCAUCGCUCAGCGAGUGGAUCCUGGACUCAAAAUAAAGGCAUCGAUUGAGGUUGGCAAGAAAAGGUAUUGGAAGGCGCUUAUGUCAUGCCCAAGGUUCAGGAACCGCAAGAUGUGGGAUUGUCUAUACGUGCUUCACACUGACAUCGUUGAUGUAUGGAACUUCUAUGACCCUCAUCUUUACUUGCACAGCCAAGAGUUCAGGGAAAUGAUGAUGAAAAUGAUCGAUACGAUACAAGCUGGACCUACACCUAAUCUCAAGAAGACCAUGACCUCUGGAUUAUCCAUGCUGGGCACUAUUGCGGGCAUGAUGUCGGGACCUGUGGCUCCCAUCGUAGUACCAAUCGCAGCAGGUGUCGUACUCGCCACGUGGGUUUACGAGGUAUACCAGAUAUCCCACGCGGUGCUUCAGCGGUUCAUGUCCUACAUCAUCCACUUGACACUUGUGCUGCAGACACUUUAUCUUGUGUCAGACGGCCAGGGACUCACUCGUAGGGCCAUCAAGCUGGUGGUCGCUUCCUACCUCGCCUCCCCAAUGAGCGGAGAAGUUCGAAUUCGAAUUCAGGAUUACGAUAUGCAAUUGACGAUCCUGGAACUCGCGGACCGCGAUACCUUGGAUAAAAUCGCCGAGGUGAUGCAAUUCUAUAGCAUCGACGAGACACAAAUGUCCAAACUUCGGGAAAAGCCCACAGUAGAUUUGUCAUUAGAUGAGGCAUGGUAAAUUGAGAAGUCGUAGCACUCGAUUGCAUGUUUCGUGGAUCAUUUUGUGUAUGGGCGGUGUCUGAUUCUGAUGCGAUUACAGAAGGUACUAUACAACUGGAUUUAUGGCCGAUCAUAACAAUGUAGUCUCAUGUACUAAGUUACUGCUAGAUUUUACUCGAG
This is a messenger RNA of Suillus fuscotomentosus, 2120 nucleotides long. RefSeq lists its product as uncharacterized. Bases 244 to 1959 code for a protein of 571 amino acids. Gene Ontology annotation, molecular function: GTP binding. The record is from RefSeq and is a predicted model, not a curated record. Lineage: Eukaryota; Fungi; Basidiomycota; Agaricomycetes; Boletales; Suillaceae. The transcript is spliced from 17 exons.